Dreissena polymorpha is the source of this 2380-nucleotide messenger RNA. Its product is annotated as gamma-tubulin complex component 4-like. NCBI's taxonomy places the organism in Eukaryota, Metazoa, Mollusca, Bivalvia, Myida, Dreissenidae. Gene Ontology annotation, biological process: mitotic cell cycle; microtubule nucleation; spindle assembly. The transcript is spliced from 16 exons. Gene Ontology annotation, molecular function: gamma-tubulin binding; microtubule minus-end binding. Bases 80 to 2059 code for a protein of 659 amino acids. The record is from RefSeq and is a predicted model, not a curated record. Gene Ontology annotation, cellular component: spindle pole; centrosome; equatorial microtubule organizing center.
GUCGUUCAUUGACUUCCGGUUGUCAUGGCGGAAUGUAAACAAGCCGUAAUGCGGCAUAUUUGAAAGCUAUCUGUCAACCAUGCUGCACGAACUGCUGUUGGCAUUAUUAGGUCAUUCUGGGGGUGUAAUCAAAGACAAAGGAGAUGGUCUUAAGGUCCAGAGCGACCUACCAUUCUUGCACUCUGCUGAUGAAGAGCAGUUGAACUAUGUCUGCAGGCUGGGAACCCACUACAGCUUUCUUGUGAACUUUAUUAAGAGGCAUGGUACCGGCCACAGUCUUCCGAAUCCAAGUGGAAAUAAAUCAGAGGGUAUUUCAGGGUUGUAUUUGAAGGCAUUUUGCAGUGGCCUUGAUAGAGUUUUAGGAGGGUACAGGAAUAAAAUUUUGCAGCUUGAAUCGAGUCUUUUGAAGGACCCACAUCUGUCUGUAUCACACAUUGCUUGCCAGUUGCAACAGUACCAGUUGCUGUUCCCUGCUGUUGUUGCUGUUGUAGAACAAAUAUCUUCACACAAGGCCCAUGGGUGUUACAUUUUGGAUAUAGUGCACAAACACAGUGAGACUGGUCAUCCCUUGGUGAAAGACAAUCUCAUCAGAGUUCUGCAUGUGUGCCAUGGCGUGCUGUUCAAGCACCUGUGUAGCUGGCUGCUGUAUGGAUACGUGUAUGACCCAUACAAGGAGUUCUUCAUCCAGCCCAGUGACCGGUCACAUGACACACCACCUGAACAGGCCGGCCAAUCACAAGAGGAGGAGGAUGAUCUGGGCAUCAUGGGAGUUACAGGGAGACAACUGCAGAAACUGCUCAAGUUGAAUGUGACAGAGGCUGUAACAGGUGGUGGUCACAUGUUUGUGGUUCAGGCCGACCUACUGCCUAGCUAUGUACCACUUAGAGUCGCCAACAAGAUUCUCUUUGUUGGAGAGUCAAUACAAAUGUUUCAAGAGAAAGGAAAAUCUCUUUCAGAAGGGAAAGGUAAUAUUCUGAAGGGGGAGCAGGAGAAAUUUGCCAAGGCCCUUCAUAUUCUGGCUGAGGAGAUGCCUCUUAAUGGAAUGAAGUUUGAAUCUCUCAUCAAUGAAAUACGUACACAUGUAGCAGAGAUCCUGUGGAAAAUCCUGGUGCAGGACGCCGACCUGCUGGCCCAGCUGCGGGUCAUCAAGGACUUUUACCUUCUGGGUCGUGGGGAACUCUACCUGGCCUUCAUAGACCAGGCGACCCACCUGCUGAGAGUCACACCCACACCCACCACUGAAUAUGAUGUCAAUGCGGCCUACCUGCGGGCUGCCAGGAAUGUUCUGUUCCAUGACGAGGCUCUGCUACAGAGAUUUAAACUGACUGUGAAACAAGCACCAAAGACUCAGAAAAAGGAAGGGAGCAGUAGCAGCAGUGGCAGUAGUGUCUCGACCAGUGAGCCAGGAUGGAGCAGUCUGACACUCAACUACUCAGUCCAGUGGCCCCUACAUAUAUUCUUUACCCCCUCAGUCCUUGAGAAAUACAACCGCAUAUUCAGGUUCCUGCUGAUAGUACGACGGGCCCAGCUUGACCUUCAGCACUGCUGGUCUAUACAGAUGAGUCGGAAACAGGCGAACAAAGACAGGAAUGAGACCGCCAAGUGGCAGCUGAGAAACCACCUGUCUUUCCUCAUUGAUAAUCUGCAGUAUUAUCUACAGGUGGAUGUGAUAGAGUCUCAGUAUGGCGUGCUCGUAGACAAGAUUGAGAACACCCGCGACUACGAGGCGGUGAAGGUUGCCCACGAUCACUUCCUGUCCGCUCUCCUUGCACAGAGUUUCGUCCAUAUGAAGGCGGUGGCCAUCUGCCUUUACGAGAUACUUGACCAGUGCUCCGUGUUCUCAGGCCUGGUGGGCCGAUGUGAGACGCCUAUGUCACACAGGGAUACCUCUCAACUAGAGACAAUAACCAAGAAUCUCCAGCGCCAGACAAGCCUGCUGUUCAAGAUGCUGUCCAGUGUGCGCACCAACAGCUCUAGCCCCCACCUUGCCCAGCUGCUGCUGCGGCUAGACUUCAACAAGUAUUUCUCCAUAUCUGGGGGACAGUUUGGCAGCUUAUAGCAUAAGUGUGGCACAGUGGGUAUAGCAAGAUGCUGUCAUUGCCUGGACUGUUGAAUAUUCAUCAGGCGCGAACUGUGAAACAAUCAGGUUGUCUUUGACUUAUUACAUUAAGGCAUAGGAUGUGACACAUUCCUAUAAGAUAUGGACGUUGACAUAUUUCUUUAAGGUAUGAAAUUUAAAUAAAUCCUGUAAGGAAUGGACUGUAAUAUAUUUCUGUUAUUAAAAUACCAACAUAAUGUUCUACAGUUGAAGGUUAUAAUUUGUCGUUGAUAGAUUUGAAUGCAAAAUGGACUACAUGUAUAAAUAAAUGAACAAAAAAUG